Molecule: messenger RNA, 1992 nt
Organism: Penicillium alfredii
Lineage: Eukaryota; Fungi; Ascomycota; Eurotiomycetes; Eurotiales; Aspergillaceae
Product: fungal specific transcription factor domain-containing protein
Exons: 6
Coding region: 1-1992 (663 amino acids)
Biological process (GO): DNA-templated transcription; positive regulation of transcription by RNA polymerase II
Cellular component (GO): nucleus
Molecular function (GO): sequence-specific DNA binding; zinc ion binding
Source: RefSeq, a predicted model, not a curated record
AUGACCAGAUAUCUUCGCGACCUACAAAAGCAAGCCAGGCAGUGGCGGCAUUCGAGUGGAAUCAAACGAUCCCGGGACUCUGUCCUCGGACCGGGGGAUGAGAUCGAGCAAGGUACUACCAUCGCCGAUGCGCAAGUACCUUCAGAAUUAGAGCCACCGGCGUCUCAAAUGACCGAUUCUACGUUUAGCAUCUGGACAAGCCCCUUUACCUUGCCGUCUACAGUCAUUAAAGAUACGCGAACUAACAAACGAAACUGGAUUUGGCUUGCCCCAACUUCAGCAUGGUCAUUCACAGCUCGACUCACAGUCAUGAUGACCGAGAAGCUCAACCUCAACCCCGAUUACAGCACUCCCGGAUUUUACUUGGAUGGAGACAUCUACCCAUUUGAAUGGAACCGCUUCACAACCUGUGAGCCGCCCGAUGUCAGUGAUCUACCUUCAAUUGACUACGCUCUCUAUCUCUUCAACACGGUCAAGUUCCACCUUGGUCAGACCUAUCGAUUCUUCGAUGACGCUUCAUUCACCUCUCACAUAUUCGACUUUUACAAUGGCCGAGAAGCACAGAAAGCUGUUGAAUCCCGCAUAUGGUUCGCCCAAUUCCUUUUGGUGCUCGCAUUCGGCAAGGCGUUUCUCUCGCGCCCAAAAAACCAUAAUGAACCGCCAGGCUCCAGGUUCUUUGUGCGAGCUAUGGCUGCUAUGCCGAACCAUACAUCCACGGGGAGAGAUAGUUUGAUGGUAAUCGAGGCGUUGGCUCUGGCUGGGUUGUAUCUGUAUGCAAUAGACCACCGGGAGGGAGCGCAUGUGAAUGUUGGUCAGGCAAUCCGCAUCGCCCAGCUGGAAGGAAUGCACACCCAGCUCCCCGAGGAAGAGCUCGGUGCUGCAACAGUCGCCCGUUGCCGAAAUCUCUGGUGGACUCUGUAUAUCAUGGACCGCCAUGUUUCCUCCUCCUUGGGCCUUCCGAUGACCACGCAGGAUGGGGAUAUCACCACGUUGUCUAAUCCACCCACUACAUCUUUGAACGAUACCACGUUCAGUCUUCAAGUGAGACUCUCGCAAAUGUUGUCGUUCAUUCUCGCGACAAUAUAUAGAACGGAAAAGACCCAGCUUGGGGCAUUCUUGGAGAUAACACGGAACAUCUUGCAGACCAUGGCUGGUCUCGCCGAGGAGAUCGAGAAGAUGUUUCCUGUGGAUUUCCAAGGCUCGAUGGAUUCAGUGCCGCACGAGACACGCUAUCUCAUUUUAUUGUACCAUCAGUGUGUGAUUGUUGCCACAAGACCCCUGCUUCUCUCUGUUUUGAAAGAACGACUGGAAAAGCUAGGACGUGCAGAAGAAGAUUGGCAGAAAUUCUUAGCUCUCCCCAAGUCUCUGAUAUCAAUUGGCAUCAAGUCGGCUGUGAAGACGCUUCAAAUAUUGUCAGAUGAGAACAUCUUUCUGGAGGUUUUCCUCCCAUUCGAUCUUGAAUUCACAUAUGCGGCUUCUCUCCAUCUGACAAUGGCACACACGCUCUUCCCACCCGACGCCGAAGACCAGAAAUAUAGCCAAGUAGGACACUCAAUCCUCGACGAGUUUAUUUCCAGUGGAAACAGAGUGGCCGAAAUCCGAAAAGCCGAGCUGAACCGGCUUGAGGGUUUGUUCCGGGAGCUCGCCGCACGCGUAGAGCAGGAGGGACUACAAACCCUGACAUUAGCCGGGCCAGCCGAGGCAGAGAUGGGGCUGGUAAAUGGCCGGUUUGAAGACCGUCAAGGACAGCUAUCGGUUGAAGAACCGGAAAUGACUUCUCGCUCGCCGUCGGCGGCUGGGAACGUAAGGUCUUUACCCUCCGCCGAACUACAAAUGCCCAACAAUGUGGAUUCACUGGAUAAUAUUGGGAUUUCUUCCUGUGAGUUUCUGUCAAUUGUCGACCAGAUAGGGAAUCCGGAUCUUUCGCAUGGUUUACUAGAUUCUGAAUCUGAAUGGCUGGAAGGGGGUAACAUGCCGGGCCCAUUUGGUUGA